AUGGACGUGGACGUGGACGUGGACAUGGACGUGGACGUGGACGUGGACAUGGACGUGGACGUGGACGUGGACGUGGACAUGGACGUGGACGUGGACGUGGACGUGGACGUGGACGUGGACGUGGACGUGGACAUGGACGUGGACGUGGACGUGGACAUGGACGUGGACGUGGACGUGGACGUGGACGUGGACAUGGACGUGGACGUGGACGUGGACGUGGACGUGGACAUGGACGUGGACGUGGACGUGGACGUGGACGUGGACGUGGACGUGGACGUGGACGUGGACGUGGACGUGGACAUGGACGUGGACGUGGACGUGGACGUGGACGUGGACAUGGACGUGGACGUGGACGUGGACGUGGACGUGGACGUGGACGUGGACAUGGACGUGGACGUGGACGUGGACGUGGACGUGGACGUGGACGUGGACGUGGACGUGGACGUGGAUUGGACAUGGACGUGGACGUGGACGUGGACAUGGACGGACGUGGACGUGGACGUGGACAUGGAACGUGGACGUGGACGUGGACGUGGACGUGGACGUGGACGUGGACGUGGACGUGGACGUGGACGUGGACGUGGACAUGGACGUGGACGUGGACGUGGACGUGGACGUGGACGUGGACGUGGACGUGGACGUGGACGUGGACGGUUGUGGACGGUGGACGUGGACGUGGACGUGGACGUGGACGUGGACGUGGACGUGGACGUGGACGUGGACGUGGACGUGGACGUGGACUUGGACGUGGACAUGGACGUGGACGUGGACGUGGACGUGGACAUGGACGUGGACGUGGACGUGGACGUGGACGUGGACGUGGACGUGGACGUGGACGUGGACGUGGACGUGGACGUGGACAUGGACGUGGACGUGGACGUGGACGUGGACGUGGACUUGGACGUGGACAUGGACGUGGACGUGGACGUGGACGUGGACUGGACGUGGACGUGGACGUGGACUUGGACGUGGACGUGGACGUGGACGUGGACGUGGACGUGGACAUGGACGUGGACGUGGACGUGGACGUGGACGUGGACAUGGUCGUGA
Molecule: messenger RNA, 1050 nt
Organism: Closterium sp. NIES-65
Lineage: Eukaryota; Viridiplantae; Streptophyta; Zygnematophyceae; Desmidiales; Closteriaceae
Source: the annotation of a GenBank genome assembly